This is a messenger RNA of Oxyura jamaicensis (ruddy duck), 2139 nucleotides long. RefSeq names its product interferon-induced protein with tetratricopeptide repeats 5-like. Gene Ontology annotation, cellular component: cytosol. The transcript is spliced from 2 exons. Gene Ontology annotation, molecular function: protein binding. NCBI's taxonomy places the organism in Eukaryota, Metazoa, Chordata, Aves, Anseriformes, Anatidae. Bases 150 to 1589 code for a protein of 479 amino acids. The record is from RefSeq and is a predicted model, not a curated record. Gene Ontology annotation, biological process: defense response to virus.
GGUUUCACUUUCUGGUUCCCGUUAUUUCAGUCACACAACACAAGGGCUGGAGCACAUAAAAGGCAAGUCACAGCAACAGUGAGCACUUCGGCUUCCAAGCUACCUUCAAACAAGUAGAGAAAGGAAAGCAAGGGAAAAGAAGGAAAAACAUGAGUACCAUUUCCAAUAAUUCCUUGAAGAAGUCCCUGCUGCAGCUAGAAUGUCAUUUUACAUGGACUUUGCUGAAGGAGGAUGUAGAUCUCGAUUACCUAGAGGAAUCAAUAAUUGAUCUGAUUGAUAUUGGAUUUUAUGAAAAUCUCAGAAAUUACAAUCUACUCGCUUAUGUAUGUCACCUAAAGCACUCAAACACGGAAGCCCUGGAAAACCUCCAAAAAGCUGAAGAAUUUGUCCAAAAAUGUCAUCCAAAUGAAAUCGACAUGAAAAGUCUUGUUACCUGGGGAAACUAUGCCUGGAUCUAUUACCACAUGGCCAGAUACGAAGAAGCUCAAGCUUAUGUAAGCCAAGUGAAAAACAGCUGCAAAAAACUUUCAGGUCCUGCUCAGUUGAAGAUUCAGUUUCCAGAAAUCUAUGCUGAGCAAGGGUGGGCACUAUUAAAGUUUGGGAAAAAGUACUAUGAAAGAGCAAAGGAGUGCUUUGAAAAGGCUCUGAGCAAAGAACCCAACAACCCGGAAUUUAAUGCUGGCUAUGCAAUAGCAGUGUAUCGUUUGGAAGAACAUUGUAAUGGAGCAAAUGAAGAAGCAAGCUCAACUGUGGAGAUCCUGAAGCGUGCAGUGGAACUGAAUCAAAGGGACACUUUUCUUAUGGCACUACUUGCAUUAAAACUUCAGGAGUUACAUCAAGAUGAUGAAGGGGAGAGAUACAUUGAAGCAGCAAUGCAGAAAACCCCCAAUCUUCCUUAUUUCCUGCGAUAUGCUGCUAUAUUUUAUAGAAGAAAAGGAGAAGUGGACAAGGCAGUGGAGAUUUUGAGAAGAGCCUUAGCAGUGACACCAAAAUCUAUCUUUUUGCGUCACCAGAUGGGAGUCUGCUACAGAACAAAGCUGAAGCAGUUGGAAAGGACAGAAAAUCCACCUCAAGAUCAAGUGGAAAAACUCAUUCAAGAAUGCAUUUUUCAUUUUAAAGCAGUGAUUGACCAAAAAACAAAAUUUUGGUCUAGCUAUACUGACUUAGCAGUCAUGUAUGCAAAAGCAAGGAAGUAUAAAGAAGCAGAAGAGACAUUUCAGAAGGCAUUUCAGAUAAAUACUCUGACUUUUGAUGACAAACAAACACUAUGCUACCGAUAUGGAUAUUUUCAUCAGUAUUGUAAGAGAUCAGAAUCUGAAGCCAUUAGAUAUUACAAAGAAGGGCUGAAAAUUGGAGAAGAUUCUUAUGGAAGACUUAUGUGCAAAAUUUCCCUCAAAAAAUUGUUGAGAGAGAGAAUUCGGAAAGGUUUAGAAGAUGAAGCAGAUUUUGGUACACUUGGAUUCAUUCACCAGCUAGAUGGUGAGAACCGUGAAGCAAUUGAGUGCUAUGAGAAAGCCAUUGAACUUAACCCUGACAGUGAAGAAUAUCUGAGUGCGUUAUGUGAGCUACGACUUUCCCUCUCAAGCUGAAGCUCCCAAAAAUCCUUCCCAAAAAAGAAAAAAGAAAAAACAAAACAAAACAAAGCAAAACAAAACAAAACAAAACAAAACAAAACAAAACAAAACAAAAAAACACACAUUUUAAGGUUGAAGUUAUAACCAGGUGAAAAACCUGGUACCACCACCUUCUGGUGAUGAUGUAGAAACUGCAGAUGACUGGAUUAUGCUUGUGCAUUUGCUUGUUCGUUCACUACUAAAGGGCAUGCUCAGAAAGAGUAAUAGCUAAGCUAUCUUAGCCUUCUGUACUAAUACUAGUAUAAAGGUUGUUUUUGAGCGAUGAUCUGUAGGACACAGCUGGAACCGGAUCUUAUCUUCUACUGAGAAAAAAGAUCAGGGAAUUAUGAUAUUGUAACAUUUAUCUAUCAAUUUGAAAGGCAUGCUGAUGCUACAAUGGAUAUUUUUGGUGCAUUUUCAAAUAUUAAGGACUCUUUUUGUGUCAUUUAGAAGAAAAUUGUGUUGAAGACUUGUUCAGAUUACCACCUUAUAUGCUGUUUAAGAUAAAUGACCACUGUUUAAACAA